Oncorhynchus tshawytscha (Chinook salmon) is the source of this 987-nucleotide messenger RNA. RefSeq lists its product as uncharacterized. The transcript is spliced from 3 exons. The record is from RefSeq and is a predicted model, not a curated record. Lineage: Eukaryota; Metazoa; Chordata; Actinopteri; Salmoniformes; Salmonidae. Bases 1 to 639 code for a protein of 212 amino acids.
AUGGUUAAGUUUCAGGCAUUACAGCCACUUUACCAGUCAGCUCCUGCAGUCUGGUCCAUAGACCUCUCAGAGAGAAAGGCCUCCCUCCUCCUAGAAGUGCUGAAACUCCAACCAGAGAAGAAACCAGUAGAGCUGAAGGGCUGGUCAGAUGAAGAGAGUGAAGUGAGGAGUUUCCUUCAGUGUCUGCCCUACAUCUCACAGCUGAGUUUUAUUCCUCCACAGGAUCAGAGAAGAUCCCUUGAAGAGAGGAUAAGGAGAGAGAAGACAUUCCUACUGAAUCUGUGUCUUCAAGCAGUUCUCCAUGAGAGAGGAACCAUACAAACAACUGUAGAGAAAGUGGUGUUGCUGUCUAAAGAAUAUCACAACCAGAAAUGUGAUUUCCUGCUGGAUCUGUACUCACAUGUGAAGGACUAUGAGACUCAAACAGGCAGGAUGGUCCUUCCAGCAUUACAGCCACUUUACCAGUCAGCUCCUGCAGUCUGGUCCAUAGACCUCUCAGAGAGAAAGGCCUCCCUCCUCCUAGAAGUGCUGAAACUCCAACCAGAGAAGAAACCAGUUGAGCUGAAGGACUGGUCAGAUGAAGAGAGUGAAGUGAGGAGUUUCCUUCAGUGUCUGCCCUACAUCUCACAGCUGAGGUGAGUCUGAACAUGUGUGGUGCUUAGUGAUUAUGUGAUGUUAGUGGUUAUUAUCUUGUAGAAACAUUUGACAUAUUAAACUUCAAGUGUUGGUAAACCUUGUAGCAGUAUUGUUAGAGAGGGGUAAAGGUAGAGAUUUGUUGGGACGUCAGACAGGUAUUAACCCUGCAGAAAGGAAAAGAGUAGGAUAGAGAGAGACCCACUACCAGACACACACAUCAGCAGAAGAGACUGUCUAGAGUGUAGCCUGUUAGCCAGAUAGCCAGUGGAGAGAAAAGAUAAGACUCACCAUAUAAAACACCCAUCACAGCACAGGGGGAACCCCACCAAUAAUACCUCAUACAAUAAUAAU